AAAGGCAAGACAAACAGAAGAGUUUGUGCUCCCCAAGAUAAUCACAGAUAUCACAGGACAGACAACAGUUUCGUUUGGUGAUGCCGUCAUCUCCUCAAGCGACACAACUUUUGGAACAGAACUGUGCGAAGAAAUGUUCACAUCCAACUCUCCCAGCAUUCAUAUGGGUCUUGAUGGUGUUGAAAUAUUUACAAAUUCAAGUGGAAGCUAUCAUCAGCUAAGGAAAUUGCAAAAGAAAAUUGAUCUGAUUAGAAAUGCAACGAAAAAGGUUCGAAUAUAAAAUCGUGCAGGCUUCUGAUGUUAGAAUCUCUGCUAGUCAAGGAAUUCUGUACCCAUAGUGAAAGAUAGCACCCUGGCUCCUUGGGUUGCCAUCCUUACUAGACCUCUAGGAAGAGCAAAUGAAAUUUAGAACAGAUAGAGCUAUCCAGUAUAGGUUUCCUCCUGUAGCACUGGAUCAAUAAGAGAUGAUCCUUACUGGACCUCUAGGAAGAACAGUUUAGAACUGAUAGAGCUAUCCAGUAUAAAUAAAGUUAGUUUAGAUUAGGUUUCCUCCUGUAGUAACGCUGAAUUAAUAAGAAAUGACUCUUACUGGACUUCUAGGAAGAACAGUUUAGAACUGAUAGAGCUAUCCAGUAUAAAUAAAGUUAGUUUAGUUUAGGUUUCCUCCAGUAGUAACACUGGAUCAAUAAGAGAUGAUCCUUUCUGGACCUCUAGGAAGUGAAGUGUGACUGUUUGCAUUUUUGGAGCGUAAAAUCAUUGUUUCUUUAUUUUUUAUCAGUCAGGUGGCGUAUAUAUGUAUUCAAAUGUGCGAGGCUGUGAUGGUGGUCGCGUAUACUAUGACGGAUGUUCGAUGAUUGCCAUAAAUGGCGAGAUCGUUGCCCAAGGAAAGAAUUUCUCUUUGCAAGAUGUGGAAGUUGUCACUGCUACAGUUGAUCUAAAUGACGUUUCGACAUACCGGGGUAAUCUUCAUUAUUAUUUUGAUUGGAUCUGAACUAAAUUUAUUUAAACUGGAAUACUGGAUAGCUCUAUCAGUUCUAAACUGUUCUUCCUAGAGGUCCAGUAAUGAUCAUCUCUUAUUGAUCCAGUGUUACUACAGGAAGAAACCUGAACUAAACUAACUUUAUUUAAAUUAUACUGGAUAGCUCUAUCAGUUCUAAACUGUUCUUCCUAGAGAUCCAGUAAGGAUCAUCUCUUAUUGAUCCAGUGUUACUACAGGAGGAAACCUAAACUAAACUAACUUUAUUUAUACUGGAUAGCUCUAUCAGUUCUAAACUGUUCUUCCUAGAGGUGCAGUAAGGAUCAUCUCUUAUCGAUCCAGUGUUACUACAGGAGGAACCCGAAACUAAACUAACUUUAUUUAUACUGGAUAGCUCUAUCAGUUCUAAACUGUUCUUCCUAGAGGUCCAGUAAGGAUCAUCUCUUUUCGAUCCAGUGUUACUACAGGAGGAAACCUAAACUUAACCUGGCUAACUUUAUUUAUACUGGAUAGUUUUAUCAGUUCUAAACUAGCUAUUUUUCCUAGAGGUCCAGUAAGAGUCAUCUCUUAUUGAUCCAGUGUUACUACAAGAGGAAACCUAAACUAAACUAACUUUAUUUAUACUGGAUAGUUCUAUCAGUUCUAAACUCUUCUUCCUAGAAGUUCAGUAAGGAUCAUCUCUUAUCGAUCCAAUGUUACUACGGGAGGAAACCUAAACUAAACUAACUUUAUUUAUUUAUUUAUACUGGAUAGUGGUAUCAGUUCUAAACUAUUCUUCCUAGACGUUCAGUAAGGAUCAUCUCUUAUCGAUCCAAUGUUACUACGGGAGGAAACCUAAACUAAACUAACUUUAUUUAUACUGGAUAUUUUUAUCAGGUAGUGCUAAUUGGUUUCAGCAGCUCGGAGCAAAGUCAGACAAGGCAUACUCCAGAAUAUGUUUGGAUCAGUAUUUCUGCAGCGAUAACCCGCUGCUGCCCGCGACUCAGCCUGUGACAUUGGGCGAGAUAACGCCUGAGCAAGAGAUCAGCCUUGGACCCGCGUGUUGGUUGUGGGAUUACCUUAGACGAAGUGGCAUGGCGGGAUUCUUUCUACCUUUAAGCGGAGGUGAGGGAUUGCGUCGCAAAAUUUUACAUUAGGGGCGGAUCUAGCCUCAUCUGCAAGGAGGGGUGCAGGUUUUCCAUGGUGUGGUACAUGAGGGAGCCUUACUGCCCAUUCUCCUCUGCAGUCUGCAACGCUACUAUCCCAACAUUACCAUUAUUUGAGAUGGCCGAAUCUGCAUGUUCGCCGUUUUGUUACGUUUUACAUUAUCUUUUGUUUAUAAAGUUUCUAUCGACUUUUUAUCACGUAUGCGUGACUGGACAGUUGCUGUAGCACAGUACAGUAAAUUUGCUUGUUAAGGUAUAGUAUAUUUGAAAAUAUGGCUGUAUAACAACCUCAACUUAUUUACAUAUUUAACCAUGAUAGUUAACUAAAGCAUUCUGAGUAUUUUCUCGUGAGCUCACAAAUCAAUUUAAAUUGUUUCAAGAAAUCGACAUGGCUGUAUAACAACCUCGACAUGUUUACAAAUUUGACCAUGAUAUUUAGCUAAAGCAUUGACUGAGUAGUUUCUCGUAAUUAAAUCGUUUCAAGAAAUCGACACGCGCUAACAGUACAAGUUCCGCUAACCGCUAUUCGAAAAGUAGAAAAUGUACGGUCAAGCAUUGACCAAAUAGAGUGAACUAAAGUGCUUUUCAAUAUUUUAACCCUAGGAAUUGAUAGUUCGUCCGUGGCUUGUCUCGUUGCGUCAAUGUCUCAUCUCGUCUGCCGAGCUGUCAAGAACGGGGAUAAACAAGUCUUGGAGGAUGCUAGGAGGAUUGUGGGGGAUAGGUAAGGGACUUAGCAUUAAGUGCUGAGCUCAAUUGAGAUAAUGCUCUUUACGAUACGGACCAAAAUUAAGACGCUUUUUUAGAGAAAGCUCUAGGCUAAUACCGGCAUAACGAAAGAUAGUCGUUUCGAACAGCGAAGUGUAUUACCCACAAGUUGUAACAAACCUGCAGCAGACUUGUAGCAAUGCUGUUCCAACAACUUGUCAACAGGAUGUGUUCGCACUGCUUGUUUCCAGCUUGUUGACAAGUUGUCAACGGCUUGUUGGCAACUUGCUACAGGGAUGUUGAGCCAACAGAUUUGUUGCAAGUUGUUGCAACAACUUGUUAUCGUCCUGCAAUUCAACAAUUUGUCAAACAAGUUUUGAGUGACUUGUUGCAACCUGAUGAAAUAACAGCAUUGUUACAACUUGUUGACAAGCUCGCUACAAGCCUGUUGCGAACAUAUCUUAUUGACAAGUUGUGAGAUUUUUAGGUGUGUAGUUCAGACACAAGCCAUGUCAGUGUCCUGAUAAAUAUUCUUUUUCUUAGAGAAUACAUCCCAGUGGAUCCCAAAGAACUGGCUAAUCGUAUUUUUGUCACGUGUUACAUGGGAAGUGAGAAUUCGUCAGAGGACACUCGAUCACGAGCGAAAAAUUUGGCGCAGGAUGUUGGCAGCUAUCAUAUGGGUAAAAUAUAUUUUAUGAAAUAAUAUGCAAGAGGUUUAGGCAUGCUGAACCGCAUUGCUUAUGACAACGACAACAAAGACACCAACGACGGUAACAAAUAACAACGACAGCAACAAUGGCAACAACAACACAAUGACAACGCAGUGACAACAACAGCAAUAAACAGCUACAACAACAACAGACAACGACAACAACAACGACGAUGGCAAAAAAUCACAAUAACAGCAACAACAACAAAUUAUGCAAACAAUUACAUCAACAACAACAAACAACUACAGCAACAACUACAGCAGCAACUACAGCAGCAACAACAACAACAACAAACAACUACAGCAACAACUACAGCAGCAACUACAGCAGCAAACAACUACAGCAACAACUACAACAACAACAACAACUACAGCAGCAACAACAACAACAACAACAACAACAAAUAACUGCAACAACAACAUCGAUUGGCAACAACAACAUAACUGCAACAACAACAUCGAUUGGCAACAACAACAACAACAACAACAACAACAACAACAACAACAACAACAACAACAACAACAAACAAGAACGACAACAAGAAACACAACAAACAACUACAACAGCAACAACAACAACAACUACAGCAGCAACAACUACAACUACAGCAGCAACAACAACAACAACAACAACAACAAACAACUACUACAACAACAACAACAACAACAACAACAACAACAACAACAACAACAACAACAACAACAACAACAACAACAACAACAACAACAACAACAAACAACAACACAAUAACAACAACAGCAGCAACAAACAAGAACGGCAACAAGAACAACAACAAACAACUACAGCAACAACAACAACAACAACAACAACAACACAAUGACAAUACCAAUAAACACUACAACAACAUUGACAACAUCGAUGGCAAGAACAACAACGCAAUAACAACGACAACAGAAACAAACAAAAACAAGAACAACAACCACAAACAACUACUACAACAGCAACAACAACAGACAACGACAACAACAACAACGACAGCAACAGCAACAGCAACAACAACAACAAGUAACUACAACAACAGUCGACAAGAUACUUUUGGGAUUUUAGCUUACAACACCAGAAAGCUAAUAUUAAUUUUUCGUUCUUUUUGUGUUCUUAUUUAGAUAUCAAAAUCGACACUAUAGUGUGUGCAUUUCUUGCUGUCUUCACGGCAAUCACAGGCAAGCGGCCUCAGUUUAAAGCCAACGGUGGGACAGACAGGGAAAACCUCGCUUUGCAGAAUAUCCAAGCUCGCAUCAGGAUGGUCUUAGCUUAUCUUUUCGCUCAUCUUAUUAUGUGGUGUCGAGGAAGAAAUGUCGGUCUCUUGGUGCUUGGCUCGGCUAACACUGAUGAAAGGUAAACACAUAAAAAUCAUUUGUAGAAUCAUACCGACACCCUACCGACGUAAACUAAAAAACAAAUUUCGAAAAGACAAGACAUCUUGAGAAUACAAUAUAUGAAUCAAAACAAGACGCAGGUUGAGACUGUAAAUUUUCGACUUUAUUUCAAAGUCAUCUUCAGACAGAAUGAAAUACAAUCGAAACAAGAUAAUUAAUAAAGAAAUGAGUAAACUCUGAAACUGGAUUAUUUAGCUAUAUUUACAACAAUGUUUUACACCAUAUCCUAUAAGGAUUAAGGUAGAAAGGAAUGACCCGACAAGUAGAAGAAAAUUAAGUUGGAGUGUUAUGUGAACAGUUGUAGUUCUUUACUAGCUUUAAGUCCAGUGUUAAGGAAAGGUUUCUUGUCUUUGAUCAGCAGUGCUUCAAGAAAAGAAAGAAUGUUGUAGUUGGUAGAUUUAGUAAUGUGAAGUAUUUUGUAGUUAUUGAAAAUAAGGUCUUCAAUAGAAAUUUCAAUAGGUCUCAGAAAGCUAAGAAAGAUCGUUGAGUAAUGGUCUUGCAAAGUAGCUACCGACGUAUUGUCGGCGUGAUCUAUAGUUUUAUUGCAGAAUUAAUGUAAACAUUAAGUACUAAUUAAACUGUUCUAUUUGAUUAUCUCUUUCAGCUUGCGAGGUUACAUGACAAAAUAUGACUGUUCUAGCGCUGAUAUUAAUCCCAUUGGUGGUAUUAGCAAGAAAGAUCUGAAGUCAUUCGUGUUUUAUUGUGUGGAGAAGUUUAACUUUAGUUCACUGAUCACCAUCAUGGGCGCAAGACCAACUGCGGAACUUGAGCCGUUGAGAAAUGGAGUCGCACAACAAACAGAUGAGGUAAUUUUAUAUAUACUGGAUAGCUCUAUCAGUUCUAAACUGUUCUUUAUAGAUGUCCAGUAAGGAUCAUCUCCUAUUGGUCCAGUAUUACUACAGGAGGAAACCUAAACUAAACUAACUUUAUUUAUACUGGAUAGUUCUAUCAGUUCUAAACUGUUCUUUAUAGAUGUCCAGUAAGGAUCAUCUCCUAUUGAUCCAGUGUUACUACAAGAGGAAACCUAAACUAAACUAACUUUAUUUAUACUGGAUAGCUCUAUCAGUUCUAAACUGUUCUUCCUGGAGGUCCAGUAAGGAUCAUCUCUUAUUGAUCCAGUGUUACUACAGAAGGAAACCUAGACUAAACUAACUUUAUUUAUACUGGUUAGCUCUAUCAGUUCCAAACUGUUCUUCCUGGAGGUCCAGUAAGAAUCAUCUCUUAUUGAUCCAGUGUUACUACAGGAGGAAACCUAGACUAAACUAACUUUAUUUAUACUGGAUAGCUCUAUCAGUUCUAAACUGUUCUCCCUGGAGGUUCAGUAAGGAUCAUUCCUUAUUGACCCAGUGUUACUACAGUAGGAAACCUAAACUAAAUUAAACUAACUUUAAUUAUUUAUACCGGAUAGCUCUAUCAGAUCUUAACUGUUCUCCCUAGAGGUCCAGUAAGGAUCAUCUCUUAUUGAUCCAGUGUUACUACAGGAGGAAACCUAAGCUAAACUAACUUUAUUUAAACUGUUGUACCUAGAGGCCCAGUAAGUAAAGAUCAUCUCUUAUUAAUCCAGUGUUACUACAGGAAGAAACCUAAACUAAACUAACUUUAUUUAUACCGGAUGGCUCUAUCAGUUCCAAACUGUUCUUCCUAAAGGUCCAAUAGGGAUCAUCCCUUAAUGAUUCAGUGUUACUACAGGAGGAAGCCUAAACUAAACUAAACUAACUUUAUUUAUACUGGAUAGCUCUAUCAGUUCUAAACUGUUCUUCCUAGAGGCCUAGUAAGUAAAGAUCAUUUCUUAUUAAUCCAGUGUUACUACAGGAAGAAACCUAAACUAAACUAAACUAACAUACAUUACGUUCUUGUCGAAUGGAAACUAAAACUAGGGCCAAUGCAAUGAUGUUGAAAAGCAAUAUCAACGCAACUGGAACAACAAAGAAUAUCGCCAGCGCCCAAGGAUUUGUUAUCCAGCAGUACUGAGCAUUCCCUGUUUGAAAAGAUAAAA
Molecule: messenger RNA, 6929 nt
Organism: Paramuricea clavata
Lineage: Eukaryota; Metazoa; Cnidaria; Anthozoa; Malacalcyonacea; Plexauridae
Source: the annotation of a GenBank genome assembly